AUGUCUUUCGCUGCGCCAAGGUUUAUAGUGCUGAAAUCCAAGGAGGAAUAUUUGGGCAUUGUCGAUGGAAAUGGAGCGGACGAUGGGUAUCUCAAAUUUUCAUCGGCAACACAAGCAAAAAGCGCGUAUGCAAAAUUUGAGGUGGAGGAGGCGGCUUCCGGACAUGGCUUGGUGCACAUAAGGAGCUGCCGAAACAACAAAUACUGGGAACGAGUCCAAAAGAAUCCGACGGGUGGAAAUUCAGACUGCCUAUACUGGAUUGCUGCAACUGCCAAAACGCGGGAGGAAGACCAAUCCAAGGGCUCCUGCACAUUGUUCAAGUUUAUCCCUGUGGACACUGCAGCAAAUACUGUCCGAAUUAUGCAUGUCCAGUCAAAAUGCCCUUUAUUCCUAGGUACUAACCGCUACGUGUUGGCGAGCAACCACUUUUCCGACGGUAGUUCGGAUGAUACCUUCACAAUCAUCAACAGGGAGACGCUGGAUUUGCCAAGGUAUCUGGCAUUCAAAGGAGAUAAUGCUCAAUAUCUUCGUCUUCGUCACAUGAACGGUCACCCAUAUUUGCAGUUUUCAUCUAGUGAUAUUAGCGACCCAAAUGUGGCAAUGGAGCUUUCCGUUAAAAAUGACGGAAUGCUCCUGAUCAAGCCCGUUUCUUCCGAUAAAUAUUGGAGGGACAGCAUGGGUUGGAUUUGGGUAGAUUCCACCAACACCAGUGAUCGAAACACUUGGUUCCGCCACUUUAAAGUUAACGACAACACGAUAGCUCUCAGCACCCUUCGCAACAAUGACUUUUGUAAGCGCCUCACAGCCGAUGGAAAGGAUGAUUGCCUUGAUGCAUGCAUCCCCACCAUUACCCAAGAAGCCCGACUUUUGGUGGAAGAGCCAGUCAUGGAAAGGCAUAUUCAGGGUAUCAAAUAUGACCUUGAUAAUCGGAGGGUGCUUGAGGAGACUGUCAUGGUUAUGUGCGCGAAUACUCACAAAAACAAUACCUCCCAUUCACAGUUUUAUGAAGUGAAAUUUUCUCUUCAAAAUACUGCCACUCGCACUUGGAAGGAUAAUCUUUCACUCAAGCCAGGACUGAAAGCCACCUUUGAUGUCCAACUUCCAUUAUUGGUUGAUGGGAAGACUAAACUAUCAACGGAACUUCAUGCAGGAUACGAGUUUGGAAAGACCUAUACCAAUACCUCUAAAAUGGAAUUCACCCACAAAGCUGAGGUGUCUCCCAUGAGUAAGAUGACCGCAAAUCUGGUUUCAACACUUGGUAAGUACGAUAUUCCCUUCACCUACAUGCAAAAGGACACUCUUUAUAAUGGGAAAACUGUCAAAUAUGAUGCGCAAGACGGCACUUACACCGGUUCUAAUUUCUACAACACCAGACUCGAAAUCAAAGAAGUGCCGCUCAGCUCUUGA
Gossypium arboreum is the source of this 1407-nucleotide messenger RNA. RefSeq lists its product as uncharacterized. The record is from RefSeq and is a predicted model, not a curated record. Bases 1 to 1407 code for a protein of 468 amino acids. The transcript has a single exon. Lineage: Eukaryota; Viridiplantae; Streptophyta; Magnoliopsida; Malvales; Malvaceae.